This is a messenger RNA of Fusarium verticillioides 7600, 906 nucleotides long. RefSeq lists its product as hypothetical. The transcript is spliced from 2 exons. The record is from RefSeq and is a predicted model, not a curated record. Bases 1 to 906 code for a protein of 301 amino acids. NCBI's taxonomy places the organism in Eukaryota, Fungi, Ascomycota, Sordariomycetes, Hypocreales, Nectriaceae.
AUGGCAACUCAGCAAACUGCCAAGACACAAUAUGUCAAGUCACCCAACGGCACGACAUUUGCAUAUCGCCAAAUCGGCGAUGCGAUCGGUAUACCUCUAGUGCUAUUGACCCAUUUCCGAGGUACAAUGGAUAAAUGGGAUCCCCUUAUUGUUAACACCCUGACCAAAAACCGUCGCAUUAUUACAGUCGAUUAUGCUGGCGUUGGUCUCAGCACCGGCGACGUCGCUACUUCAAUUCGACAGUCCGCCGCCGAUAUAACAAACUUCGUCGAAAUGAUCGGUGAAAAAGAGAUUGAUCUUCUUGGGUUCAGCAUUGGGGGCUAUGUCGCUCAGAUGGCAGCUCUCAACGCGGAUCCUAACAAAGUCAAAAUUCGCAAGUUGAUCCUUGCUGGCACAGGCACAAGCUACGGACCUGAGCUUGUUUACUCCCAGAACAAAGACGUUGGCUCUGUUGCAGGUGUCAAAGAUGUAGACAUCAAUGUCUUCAAGACACUCUUCUUUCCCAAGAACCCUAAGGGCCAUGCUGCUGCUGAGGCUUGGUGGUCGAGGAUUCAUGAGCGGAGUGCAGAGACGAGUGGUGAAGAGGCGUCCCUCUGGCUAAGCAGUGGCUACAAAGACGGCGGUAAGGGACUUAUGGACCAGGUCACGCAGGGUCAUGACUUUACAGAGAGUCCGGACAAGAGCAAGGGAGAGGAUGGCGCUUAUGAGCGGUUGUCUGAUCUCAAAAUCCCGGUCUUGAUCGCAAACGGAAGCAACGAUUACAUGAUCCCCACGCCAAACAGCUACCUCAUCUACCAGAAGGUUCCAAAUGGCCAGCUCAUUCUUUAUCCCAACAGCGGCCACGGCUUUCUCUUCCAGUACGCCCCUACCUUCGUCAAACAUGUCGAGACAUUUCUUGAGGGCUAG